Metopolophium dirhodum (rose-grain aphid) is the source of this 826-nucleotide messenger RNA. RefSeq lists its product as uncharacterized. Lineage: Eukaryota; Metazoa; Arthropoda; Insecta; Hemiptera; Aphididae. The record is from RefSeq and is a predicted model, not a curated record. The transcript has 4 exons. Bases 113 to 787 code for a protein of 224 amino acids.
GCUUGUUUGUAGUGAAAAACGUUUGCAAAAACUUAUAAAUCUUACUACAUUCAAACACUGUACUACGUAUGACGAAACCCUCAACGCUGUCUCAUUAGAAAACAAAAUUAUCAUGUUUAACAAGCCAAUAUAUAUAGGUUUUGCAGUGUUGGAAAUUUCCAAGACCGUCAUGUAUGAUUAUCAUUAUAACGUUAUGCAGGCUCAUUAUAGGGAUAAAAUUGAGCUCAUGUAUACUGAUACAGAUUCACUGGUAUACUAUAUUCAAACCGAUGAUUUUUACAAAGACCUGGAGAAUAAUUCCAAUUUACUCGAUCGAAUGGAUACAUCAGACUUACCACAAGAUCAUCCAUGUUACAUUGCUGAGCGAAAGAAAAUCCCUGGUUUGUUUUCCGAUGAAACAAAUUCAGAGGUUAUGACGCAUUUUUGUGGGCUCAGAGCAAAGUCUUAUUCAUAUAAGAUCAAUGGCAAGGAGAAGAUCAGGGCGAAAGGAAUCCGCGGGCAUGUAGUCAGAAACCAUAUGAAUUUCAACGAUCAUUAUCGCUGUCUGUUUGGUGAUACAACUUUGGAUGUGAUGACGGAGAAUGUCUCUAUCCGGUCGUUCAAUCAUCGAUUGAAGACUAUUAAAUCAACCAAAUUAACUUAUAAUAGUUUCGAUGACAAGAGGGUUAUACUUGAGGAUCAAAUACAUACCUUGGCUCACGGUCACUACUCUAUAGAGGACACCAGAACACUAGAGCAAGCAGAAGCCGAAUUAAUACAACUUCCGGAAGCCGAGAUAGACAGAUAGUUUUUUUUUUUUUAUUUAUUAUAGAUGAUUUGUUUUUAU